Lagenorhynchus albirostris (white-beaked dolphin) is the source of this 1738-nucleotide messenger RNA. It is a transcript of the gene CASP10, whose product is annotated as caspase 10. Bases 1 to 1557 code for a protein of 518 amino acids. The transcript has 9 exons. Gene Ontology annotation, molecular function: protein binding. The record is from RefSeq and is a predicted model, not a curated record. Gene Ontology annotation, biological process: proteolysis; negative regulation of extrinsic apoptotic signaling pathway via death domain receptors. Lineage: Eukaryota; Metazoa; Chordata; Mammalia; Artiodactyla; Delphinidae.
AUGACAUCGCAAGGCCAAAGUCUGAAUUCCACUUUAGAUGAUAACUGUCAAGGGAACUUUCGAGGGACACUUCUGACUAUUGAUUCGUACCUGGGGGAUCAAGACGUGGAGCGCCUGAAGUUCCUCUGCCGAGACUCCAUCGCCCCCAAGAACCUGGAGAAGUGCGGCUCAGCCUUGGAUAUCUUUGAGUACCUGUUGGCAGAGGAACGGCUGAGUGAGGAAGACCCCUUCUUCCUAGCGGAGCUCCUCUACACCAUCAAGCAGAAGGUCCUCCUUCGGCACCUCCACUACACCAAGGAGCAGGUGGAGAACUGCCUGCCUUUCCGCCGGAAGGUCUCUCUGUUCAGAAACCUGCUCUAUGAACUGUCAGAAGACAUCAGCUCAGAGAACUUAAAGAGCAUGAUCUUCCUUCUGAGGGAGUCGGUUCCGAAAGUCCAGAUGACCUCUCUCAGUUUCCUGGCAUAUCUGGAGAAACAAGAGAAAAUAGAUGAAGAUAAUCUGACAUUACUGGAGGAUCUCUGCAAAAAAAUUGUACCUAAUCUUAUGAGAAAGAUAGACAAAUAUAAAAGAGAGAAAGCCUCCCAGGUAGGGGCACCUCCUGUAGCCAAGGAAACUGAGUCAUUGCAUCAAGGAGAGGAAGAACUAUUUUGCCGCUCGGACAUUAACCAAUUGCUUGGAGCCUUGCCGGAGGUGUCCUGGCGAGAUGAGCAUGCACAGAGUAAUGGUGACAGAGCAACCCCGGUCUCCGUGGAGAUGUUGGGAGCAUCUGUUGACACUCUAACUUCUGAAACCAGCACAAAGGAGACAGCUGUGUACAGGAUGGAUCGGAAACACAGAGGGUAUUGUGUUGUUGUCAAUAAUCACAGUUUUACCUCACUGUCAAAAAGACCAGGGACCAAUAAAGAUGCUGAGUGCCUGAGGCGCGUGUUUCAGUGGCUUGGGUUCAGCGUGCAUAUUUAUGUCAAUGUGACUAAAGACCACCUAGAGCAGGUUCUGCAGUAUUUUCAGACUCAUCCAGGCCAUGCUGAUGGAGACUGCUUUGUGUUCUGUGUUCUGACCCAUGGGAAAUUUGGAGCCGUCUACUCUUCUGAUGGGAACCUCAUUCCCAUCCGGCAGAUCAUGUCUCACUUCACGGCUCAGCAGUGUCCUGCUCUGGCUCACAAACCCAAACUCUUUUUCAUCCAGGCCUGUCAAGGUGAAGAAAUACAACCUUCCGUAUCCAUUGAAGCAGAUGCAGUAAAUCCUGAGCACGUGCCCCCUUCCCUUCAAGACAGUGUUCCCGUUGAGGCGGAUUUCCUUCUUGGCCUGGCCACUGUCCCCGGCUACGUGUCCUUUCGGCACGUGGAGGAAGGUAGCUGGUAUAUCCAAUCUCUGUAUAAUCAUCUGAAGGACUUGGUCCCAAGACGGGAAGAUAUCUUAUCCAUUCUCACUGCUGUCAACGAUGAUGUGAGUCGACAAGCGGACAGACACGGAACAAAAAAACAGAUGCCUCAGCCUGCUUUCACACUACGUAAAAAAGUAGUAUUCCCUGUGCCACAGGAAGAACUUUUACUAUAGUAGAAAGUUUUGAUCGACGCUUAAACUUGAAAGAACCCUUUGGGCAUUGCUUCCAACCUCCCACCCGUCAUAGAAAUCAGUGACAGGUAGUGAGCUGGCCUCCGCCUGUCUUUCUAGUAGAAGAACAUGCCCUAUUUUCUGACACAAUAAAAUCUGUUUGUUUUUUUUGGAUAAGUCUAAA